Suillus paluster is the source of this 642-nucleotide messenger RNA. RefSeq lists its product as uncharacterized. The transcript has 8 exons. Bases 1 to 642 code for a protein of 213 amino acids. NCBI's taxonomy places the organism in Eukaryota, Fungi, Basidiomycota, Agaricomycetes, Boletales, Suillaceae. The record is from RefSeq and is a predicted model, not a curated record.
AUGGCUACAUCAAUUUCCACUUUACCAGCUUCUGUAUUAGCAACUGCAAUCGACGACCAACAGCGUUUCAAACACUCGCCGUUCACCAGUACUGACAUCAAUUAUCACGUCAAAGUGAUAGGGCCAAUUAUCUUGAUCUAUGAUUGGCUUUUGAACAUCGACUCUGAAUUGACUCAUGUGUGGUCUCGCCGUUGGGGUGUAAUGGAAUGGAUGUACUUGUCCUCGCGGUACAUGCCCUUCGCCGAUACAACAAUCAUGUUGCUGUACCAUUUUUUCUUGGUGGAUCCGAGCAUUGAAUCAUGUCGCACCGCUCUAGCAACGCAAUGUUGGAUGUAUAACAUCGGAAUGACCAUAUCUCAGACCAUAUUGAUGAUUCGGACGUGGGCACUUUGGGAAAGAAACAAAACCCUCGGGCUUGCUCUGUUUGUCGAGGCAGCUCUUACAUCUAUUGUAUCGCUGUACGGCACAGGUAGUUUUGCCAACUCUUUGACGUGGGGCUGUUUUGUUUUGACUUCAAGCAAGAUGCUUUACAUCAAUUCUGGUCUGCUUCUGUUUACAGAGACCAUAUAUCUUGUAUUGAUACUGCUGAAAGCCUACCGCAUGGGUAACACGAUCCAAUUAUUCAUCUUUAACACAUACUGA